Messenger RNA from Ipomoea triloba (trilobed morning glory), 3022 nucleotides. RefSeq names its product protein PHOX1-like. Lineage: Eukaryota; Viridiplantae; Streptophyta; Magnoliopsida; Solanales; Convolvulaceae. Bases 328 to 2469 code for a protein of 713 amino acids. The transcript is spliced from 5 exons. The record is from RefSeq and is a predicted model, not a curated record. Gene Ontology annotation, molecular function: protein binding.
UCCCAUAAUUCUCUCUCUAUAAUCCAUGCCGCUGUUCGUGUCAGAUCCCAGACAAAACAUAAUACCUUCACCCAUUUCACCUUUCCUUUACAGCUUCUGUGUUCAUAUUAUUUUUACAUCAGAAAUAAUAUUCCAAUUCUUUUAAUCAAUAUUCCAUUGUUACCAUAUCAGACCUUCUUCAUUUUCCUUUCUGUAUUAUAAUUUUUAAAAAAAACAAAAACUGCAUCUCUGUGAUCAUUCUUAUCAUCUUCCUGAUUGUGAUUUGAUUAUUCCUGAUUUUUUGGGCUGAGAUACAUUUGCAGGAGGGAGGGAAUUGAAGUUUUUAGAAUGAAAGCAAUGGGGAAGCCUCUUGGGAGGAAGAACAGUUGUGUAUUAUCGAGGUCGAAUAAUGAGAGCUUCAAGCUUGGAAAAGCGGUGGUAGAGCGUUCUUAUAGCUGCAAGGCGUUCGAUGAGGACACUGCGGUCUUCAUCAACAUGUCACAAGAACUCAAGGAAGAAGGGAAGAAAUUGUACCAAAGGCAUGACUAUGAGGGUGCAAUGUUAAAAUAUGAGAAAGCCAUUAAAUUGCUCCCCAAGAACCAUAUCGAUGUUGCCUUCUUGCGUACUAACUUAGCCUCUUGCUAUAUGCAAAUGGGGAUUGGGGAGUACCCGAAAGCAAUAAACGAAUGCAAUUUAGCACUUGAAGUUGCUCCCAAGUAUAGCAAAGCUCUGCUGAAGAGGGCAAAGUGUUAUGAGUCUUUGAAUAGGCUCGAUUUAGCGUUGAGGGAUGUGAACCAUGUUUUGAGCAUAGAGCCUAAUAAUUUGACUGCAUUGGAGAUCUCCGAGCAAAUCAAGAACGAAAUGGAAGAGAAGGGUCUAGUGCUUGAAGAUAAAGAAAUCGUUCAGGCUCCCGAGUAUGUUGAGCCUCCAGAUACUUCUUCUGCUAGCAAGGUAAGGGAAAAAGUGAAGAAGAAGAAGACUCAUAAACACGAUAAGAAGAAAGUUGAGGAAGUGGAAGCGAAAAAGGUCGAGGAGGAGGAAGAAAAGAAGGCUGAAGACAAGGUGGUGGUAGAUGAGAAGAUAAGCGUUAAGGAAGAGAAAACAGUGAUGAAGACUGUGAAGAUAGUACUCGACGAGGAUAUAAGAUGGGCACAAUUACCCGUUAACUGCAGUAUCGGGCUGGUAAGGGAUGCAGUUCUGAAACGAUUUCCAAGCAUGGGAGGUAUACUUAUCAAGUAUAAGGAUCAAGAAGGUGACUUGGUUACAAUUACAACAACUGCUGAACUUAGGAUGGCCGAGGCAUCUCUUGAUCCAAAUACUUCAUUAAAGCUGUUCAUCAAAGAAGUUAGCCAAGAUAGAGAACCGGUUUAUGAAUGGGGUGAUGAGGAAAAACUGCAGACAAAAAAGCCCAAACCAUCUAAAGUUACCGAGGAAGUUCACUUGGAAAAAGACAGAGUAGUGGUGAGGGGGCCAAUUUGUGUUGAGGACUGGAUAGUACAGUUUGCGCAGCUUUUCAAAAACCAUGUUGGGUUUGAAUGCGAUUCGUAUUUGGAUAUUCACGAGAUAGGGAUGAAGCUAUACUCAGAAGCCAUGGAGGAUACCGUUACAGGUGAAGACGCGGGAGAGCUUUUUGAAAUUGCCGCAACAAAGUUCCAAGAGAUGGCUGCUUUAGCCUUGUUUAAUUGGGGGAAUGUGCACAUGUCUAGGGCAAGGAAGCGAGUAUACCUUACAGAAGACGGUUCCAAUGGUUCAGUCUUGGAACAGGUUAAAUCCGCAUACAAUUGGGCACAAAAUGAAUAUGCAAUGGCUGGAAAAAGAUAUGAAGAAGCUAUGAAACUCAAGCCAGACUUCUAUGAAGGGCUUCUUGCACUCGGACAACUACAACUCGAACAAGCAAAACUACGCUGGUAUUACGUGGUCGGGAGUGGGACCAAAGUCGAUUUAGAGACUGCCCCAUCUGCCGAGGUCUUGGAAAUGUAUAACAAGGCAGAGGACAACACGGAGAGAGGGUUGCAGAUGUGGGAGGAGAUGGAAGAACAGCGUCUCAAUGGACUUUCCAAACACGAAGAACAUAAAUCCCUGUUGCGUAAAAUGGGUUUGGAUGGAAUACUUAAAGAUGUCAUACCCGAAGAAGCUGAAGAGCAAGCUGCAAACAUGAGGUCUCAGAUUUACCUGUUAUGGGGUGCCUUACUCUACGAGCGUUCUGUUAUGGAGUAUAAAUUGGGUUUACCAACAUGGGAGGAGUGCUUAGAGGUUGCGGUGGAAAAGUUUGAACUGGCUGGAGCAUCUCAAACAGAUAUAGCUGUCAUGAUAAAGAACCAUAAUUCUAAUGAUACGGCUUUGGAAGGGUUCAAGAUUGACGAGAUUGUGCAAGCAUGGAAUGAAAUGUACGAUAGUAAUAGGUGGCGGACUGGUAUCCCGGCUUUCCGCCUAGAACCAUUGUUUCGUCGACAGAUUCCCCAACUGCAUACUGUGCUGGAGAAUCUUUAAGUUAUCACAGUCGAGAAUGAUAUUUCAUUGGGGCAGAGGAUAUUGGUACACCUUCAUUUACUGCAGUGUGUGCUUGCCAGUUAUAAUAGGGCCAAUUCAUUUAUCUUUAUAGGGCUGCACUCAUGAAGUAAUGCUAGUCAGGUUACACAUCUUUCUCACUUCUCACACAUUUAUGAUCCUCCCCAGGUUUGUCUAGUGGAUUAUAUUCAUGUCAGCAGCGUAUUCUGCUCGUGCGCUGUUUGCUUCAGAAAGAAAAAAGCACGAAAGUUCGUUAGAUUCCAGAAAUACAUACAGCCUAUUUAUUUGGAUAUGAUAUGAAGCUGUUUAUAUCAUUCAACUUUUCAUUGGUACAUGAAAAGUAUUCUUGGCAGUCAGCAGAGAUCACAUAAAGAAUCUGCAUCAAAUUCUUCACACAGUUUAGGUUCUGACUGUGAAGAGGGGAAUGGCUUUGUAGAAGAAAAAUGUAUAUUGCCAUUAUUUUUUUUUUUCUUUUCAUAUAGGUUGUGAGCUUUGUUCAAUCUUAAUAAUUAUUGUUUGUUUUUAAACAGGUUGU